GUUCGCGUAAGGCAAAUCUCGUAACUGCGAACUAAAAAUCGUUAUCAUUUCCGUCAACGUCUCCUCGUCUUUUCUUUCCAACUCCAUUUUCACUCAGCCGGAUGCUGAGCCGCUGAGGGUAUUCUUAACGGUUGAUCCGAAGCCUGUGAGUUUCUGGUUCGUGAAGGUUGUGUUGAUGCACACUUAUUUCGUCUGAAUUAGGAGUCAUGGAGGUUGCAUGUAGCCUAUCAUCUACAAGUGUAAUUUAUGGAGGUGAAAUUGCAAGUGGCAGGGCAGUGGAGUGCUUGAAUUUUUCUACAGGUUUGGGGCAUAAUAGAGGUUUUCACUACAAAUUGUUUGGAGAUUCAGGACUUGUCUUGGGAGCAAAUUCACCGAAGAGGUUGAAGAAGAAGAAGAGUUGUUACUGUGCCAACUCUUACGUUCCUAGUGAAGGGAAUUAUCUGUUGCAAUGCUUUAGCUUUAACAAGUCUUCCAUUAAUAACAACACCAAUUUCAAAAUUUUGAAGCAUGUGGGACUGUCAUAUUGUCAGAAAAAUGAUUCGGUGGCUUAUAUAAAUGGAAAUAGUGGAGAUGUUGAAAGCACUGAAAGUAGAAACGAUGACAGUAGCCUUGCUGCUAGUGAGCGAUCAGGGGAGGCAAAAGGAGAAAUUGGGUCUCCUAGUGUGGAUGAAUUAAGAGAUUUAUUGCAAAAAGCACUGAAAGAUUUGGAAAUUGCGCGACAUAACAGUAUAGUAUAUGAGGAAAAAGCCCAGAGGAUAUCAGAAGCUGCGAUAGCGUCGAAGGAUGAAGCUACUAAUGCUUGGAUUGACGUAAAUAAUGCUCUCCAGGACAUCCAAGUGGUAAUAAAUGAAGAGGCUAUUGCUCAAGAAGGUGUCCAAAAGGCUGCAUUAGCUCUUUCUUUUGCUGAAGCAAGACUCCAGGUGCUCUUGGAUUCAAUCAAAAUAGAUACUGGAAACAACAGCUUACCUAAUGUAAAAGAAGUCGAUUCUGGAUAUGAAGGUGGAGCUGAAGAAUUCAAUCAAGAGGAAGCACUCUUGGCAGCGCAGGAGGACAUACAAGAGUGUAAAGAUCAUUUAGCAAAUUGUGAGGCUGAGCUAGAAAGGGUUCAAAGCAGAAAAGCAGAGCUGCAAAAGGAAGUAGAUAGGUUGAAUGAGGUAGCAGAACUAGCUCAAAUCAAUUCUUCUAAAGCAGAGGAAAAAGUGGCCAAUAUAAUGCUUUUAGCAGAGCAAGCUGUUGCGCAUGAACUUCUGGCUGCACAGUGUGUCGACGAUGCUGAGAUUGCACUGCAGAGGGCAGAGAAGAACCUUGCCCUUUCCAAUAUCAAUAUUGCAGAUUCUAUGGUUGAGGGAACUAUCUCGAAAGAGGCAUCUCAAGUAAUAUCUGCAGAUGGCGCUGUUGAGGGAGACUUGAAUCUGCCACUUGAAGCUUCAGAAGUACUUGAAACAUCUCCAGAUGGCCAGUUAGAGGAACAGACUUUCCUGGAUGAUACUGUUAGUGACAAAGAGAAUGGAAAAAUAAGUUUCUCUAAGGAUACUGAAACUGAGCCUGAGAAACUAAAAACUAUACUCAGCAAGGUACAGGAAGCGCAGAAAGAAACAACAAGGGAUGGUUCCCCUUUAAAUGCUCCAAAAGCAUUUGUAAAGAAAUCAUCGCGGUUCUUUUCUGCUUCUUUUUUCUCUUUUUCUGCAGAUGAGGAAGAGUUCUCACCAGCUUCAGUUUUCCGUGGUCUUGUGGAGUCUGCUCGGAAGCAAUUGCCAAAGCUCGUACUUGGGUCAAUACUUGUUGGAGCAGGAAUUGCCUAUUAUAACCAUCGUGGUGAAAAGGUAGCUCAGUUUUUUCAGCAGCCUGGCAUCAUUGCCACUAGUAUUGAUGAAGUAUCAACUACCACAAGACCCUUGGUCAGAAAUAUAAGAAAGCUUCCAAAUGAAAUAAAGAAGCUCAUGGAUUUUCUUCCUCAUCAAGAGAUAAAUGAGGAGGAAGCUUCCCUGUUUGAUAUGUUGUGGUUGCUACUUGCAAGUGUUAUAUUUGUGCCUAUUUUCCAAAAAAUUCCUGGAGGCAGCCCUGUUCUUGGAUAUUUGGCUGCUGGAAUCUUAAUUGGACCUUAUGGUCUCUCUAUUAUACGUAAUGUUCAUGAAACUAAGGCAAUAGCAGAAUUUGGAGUUGUCUUCUUACUGUUUAAUAUCGGCCUUGAGCUCUCUGUUGAGAGACUAAGUUCCAUGAAGAAAUAUGUUUUUGGACUGGGUUCUGCUCAGGUCUUGGUGACAGCUGUGGUUAUUGGCUUACUUGCUCGUUAUGCUUCUGGGCUGCCUGGUCCAGCUGCAAUUGUCAUUGGCAAUGGCCUUGCGCUGUCUUCAACUGCUGUAGUCCUUCAGGUUUUGCAGGAACGUGGGGAGAGCACAUCACGCCAUGGGCGUGCUACAUUUUCUGUAUUACUCUUCCAGGAUUUGGCUGUGGUGGUUUUGCUUAUUCUGAUACCCCUGAUUUCACCAACAUCUUCCAAAGGAGGGGUUGGUUUCCAGGCCAUUGCAGAAGCUCUUGGGAUUGCUGCUGUAAAGGCAGUUGUUGCCAUCUCUGUCAUAAUAGCUGGAGGACGCCUGCUGCUUCGCCCAAUUUAUAAACAAAUUGCAGAGAAUCAAAAUGCAGAAAUAUUUUCAGCAAAUACUCUUUUUGUUAUUCUGGGGACUAGUCUACUAACUGCCAGGGCUGGUCUUUCCAUGGCUUUAGGAGCAUUUUUAGCAGGCUUGCUACUGGCAGAAACAGAAUUCUCAUUGCAGGUUGAAUCUGAUAUUGCUCCAUACCGUGGACUUCUCUUAGGUCUCUUCUUCAUGACGGUUGGGAUGUCCAUUGAUCCAAAACUUCUAUUUUCGAAUUUCCCAGUUAUUACUGGAAUAUUAGCGCUUCUAAUUGUUGGGAAAACCAUUUUGGUUGCAAUUAUUGGUAGACUUUUUGGCAUCUCAAUUGUAUCAGCAGUAAGAGUUGGUCUCCUACUAGCACCUGGUGGAGAAUUUGCAUUUGUGGCUUUUGGUGAAGCUGUCAAUCAG
This is a messenger RNA of Salvia hispanica, 3041 nucleotides long. The record is from RefSeq and is a predicted model, not a curated record. NCBI's taxonomy places the organism in Eukaryota, Viridiplantae, Streptophyta, Magnoliopsida, Lamiales, Lamiaceae.